AGGCGAUCCAAAGAGGAACGGAAAAUACAAACAUUGAAACGCAAUUCCACGUGAAGAAGCAGGCACUUUAGGAGUACUCAAACAAGUCAAUUCCAUUCACCAAUUACCAUCGUCGUCUUGCUCUUUCUCCCCGCUCUCAUCAUGAUUUCUGACGGCAUUGAUGAUGAAGAGAAAUGGCUUUCCUCCGGCAUCGCCGGUCUUCAACAGAACGCCUUCUACAUGCAUCGUGCUCUGGAUUCCAACAAUGUCAAGGAUGCCUUAAAGUACUCGGCUCAGAUGCUCUCCGAGCUCCGUACUUCCAAACUCUCCCCUCAUAAGUAUUAUGCUCUUUAUAUGCGAGCAUUUGAUGAGUUGAGAAAAUUGGAGCUCUUCUUUCAUGAAGAAACCAGACGAGGUUGUUCCAUCAUUGAACUCUAUGAGCUUGUACAACAUGCUGGCAAUAUCUUACCUCGACUAUAUCUUCUAUGCACUGUAGGAUGUGUAUAUAUUAAAUCAAAGGAAGCUCCUGCAAAAGAUAUUCUCAAGGAUUUAGUAGAAAUGUGUCGUGGCAUCCAACAUCCUCUGCGAGGGCUGUUUUUGAGGAGUUACCUUUCUCAAGUUAGUAAGGAUAAAUUACCUGAUAUUGGCUCUGAAUAUGAAGGAGAUGCUGAUACGGUCGCAGAUGCUGUUGAAUUUGUGUUGCAAAAUUUUACUGAAAUGAAUAAACUUUGGGUGCGGAUGCAAUACCAGGGACCUGCACGGGAGAAGGAGAGAAGGGAAAAGGAGAGGAGCGAACUUCGUGAUCUUGUUGGGAAGAAUCUGCAUGUAUUAAGUCAAAUUGAAGGAGUUGAUCUUGACAUGUACAAGGAUACAGUUCUUCCUAGAGUCCUUGAACAGGUCGUCAAUUGUAAGGAUGAACUCGCUCAAUUUUAUUUGAUGGACUGCAUAAUUCAAGUAUUUCCUGAUGAGUACCACUUACAAACACUUGACACGUUGCUGGGUGCUUGUCCUCAGCUCCAGCCAUCAGUUGAUAUCAAAUCAGUCCUCUCCAGCUUGAUGGAAAGGCUUUCAAAUUAUGCUGCUACAAGUCCAGAGGUAUUGCCUGAUUUCUUACAAGUGGACGCCUUCUCGAAAUUAAACACUGCUAUUGGGAAGAUCAUAGAAGCACAAGCAGAUAUGCCUAUUCUUGCUGUUGUAACAUUGUAUUCAUCCCUUCUUACCUUCACAUUGCACGUCCAUCCAGAUCGAUUUGAUUAUGCGGAUCAAGUAUUGGGAUCAUGUGUUAAGAAGCUCUCUAUUGUUGGGAAACUUGAUGACAGCAAGGCAGCAAAGCAAAUUGUUGCACUUCUAAGUGCCCCACUGGAUAAGUAUAAUGAUGUUAUCACUGCUUUGAAGUUAUCUAAUUAUCCUUGUGUGAUGGAGUACCUUGACUAUGAGACAAAUAAAGUGAUGGCAAAGAUAAUCAUUCAAAGUAUUAUGAAAAACGAGACUCAUAUAUGUACUGGUGAUAAGGUUGAGGCAUUGUUUGAAUUAAUAAAAGGGCUUAUCGAGGGCACAAAUGGCACUGUUCCUGAUGAGGACGAAGAAGACUUCAAGGAAGAGCAGAAUGCUGUAGCACGCCUCAUACAAAUGCUGCACAAUGAUGAUCCAGAAGAGAUGUUUAAGAUUAUAGAUGUAGUGCGGAAGCAUAUAUUGACGGGUGGAGUGAAGCGUCUAUCAUUUACUGUUCCACCCCUUGUUUUUUCCUCUCUAAAGUUGAUUAGGAGGCUCCAGAACCAAGAUGCAGAAAACCCCGGAGAUGAAACAGAGGGAACGCCAAAGAAAAUUUUUCAGCUAUUGAAUCAGCUGAUUGAGGCCCUUGCAAAUGUUCCAGCUCCGGAGCUUGCGCUACGGCUGUAUCUGCAAUGUGCUGAGGCUGCCAAUGACUCUGAUCUGGAACCUGUCGCCUGUGAAUUCUUCACUCAAGCAUAUAUAUUAUAUGAGGAAGAAAUUUCGGAUUCAAGAGAACAGGUCACUGCGUUAUACCUAAUAAUAGGUACCCUUCAAAGGAUGCAUGUAUUUGGUGUUGAGAACAGGGAUACGCUGACCCACAAAGCAACAGGGUAUUCAGCAAAGCUUUUAAAGAAACCUGAUCAAUGUAGAGCUGUUUAUGCAUGCUCUCAUCUUUUUUGGGCAGAUGAUCAGGACGGUGCAAGAGACGGAGAGAGGGUUCUACUUUGCUUGAAGAGGGCUCUAAAAAUUGCAAAUGCCGCUCAACAGAUGGCUAAUGCUACACGUGGUUGUGGUGGAUCAGUAAUGCUUUUCAUUGAAAUCCUCAAUAAGUACCUUUAUUUUUUCGAGAAAGGGAACAACCAGAUCACUGUCAAUACAAUCCAGGAUUUGAUGGAAUUAAUUACCACAGAGAUGCAAAACGAAAAUGCUACGAAUGAUCCUGCAGCUGAAGCUUUCUUUGCAAGCACUUUGCGGUACAUUCAAUUCCAAAAACAAAAAGGAGGUGCCGUGAGCGAGAAAUAUGAGCCUGUAAAAGCAUGAAUUUGUAAUUUUACUACUUAGGGCACAUUACUGUGUAGCACAAGUCCACUUCACUGUGUUUUCUGUAAUCAGUUAGUUGGAUCGCCUGAAGGAGACUUUUUGCUUGUGUUCUUUCUGAGAGCUGUGUUUUAGGGUUUCCGGUGUUAACAUCGAGGUUGUUCACUCAAUCUGAGAUUCUCGUCAAUUUGGUGUAUGUAAGCAACUUCAUUUUACAGCAGUAAAGGGCACGGUGAUUUUGGUUUUUGUAGCAAUAAGUGCUGAAUUGUUGUAUAAUUUUUCUUAUAAGAAAACAAAAUUAUGGAUCGACUUUCUA
Molecule: messenger RNA, 2824 nt
Organism: Amaranthus tricolor (Joseph's coat)
Lineage: Eukaryota; Viridiplantae; Streptophyta; Magnoliopsida; Caryophyllales; Amaranthaceae
Product: vacuolar protein sorting-associated protein 35A-like
Exons: 22
Coding region: 142-2511 (789 amino acids)
Biological process (GO): retrograde transport, endosome to Golgi; intracellular protein transport
Cellular component (GO): retromer, cargo-selective complex; late endosome; retromer complex
Source: RefSeq, a predicted model, not a curated record